CGAUAGUGCCAUCGAUAGUUCUCCACCUCUAGUCCCAACCAAUUUUGAAAAUAAACGGUCACCGUGCGCGUCGUCUUCUGCUGAAUUUUUGUAAAUUUUCGUUUGUUUGCCAAACCAUUUAAUAAGUGUUCAAGUAUAUUGUAAGCAGAUAAAAAUAAAAGCAACAAAAUGACAUCCACCGAAUUGAAAAUUGGAAUGACCAGCAGCGCUCGUCCCUCCAGCCGUGUACUGAAGCCACCGGGCGGCGGACACACCAAUAUCUUCUCGGAGCCAGAAACCGCCGUACCCGCCCCGCGUCCCAAAUACAAUCAGCAAAACUCUUCCAAUCUGAAUGCCUGCAUGGGAUCGACUGACCCCAACAAAGUGGUGGAAAAGUUGCGCGACGAGAUCACCUCCCCGAAGGAGGAAACCAAGACCACGGCCAACAGUCAGCCCAAAGAGUCCGGAAACAAGCCGGCGGCCACGAAUGGUGAGGCGCGCGGACGAGUACCACCCGGUGGAUUCUCGUCAGGCGGCUUCUGGUAGAAGAGGAGGCCCAGACAAGCAUUUAAUGACUCAUACACCAACAAAACAAAAAACAACAACACAUCCUCAGUCGCCCUCCCCACAGAGACAUACACAUACACAAUCAUCAACUAAACAUAAACCUAUAAAUAUAAAUCGCUUAUAAACAUACGUAUACACCAUACCUACAUUUAUAUAUAUAUGUAUUAAAAAAUCAUUAAUCGGAUCUGCAGGAAAAAGGAAGCCGCAGAAAUACAUACUACAUAGCUCUCUAAAAUCUAUCCCCUACCCUAUCCUAACCUAAUUCGUUGCCUUUUCAUGUAUUUCAUUAUUAUUCUAAACGUCUAACGCAUUUGUUGAACAUCUAAGUGACUCGUGAUUCCGCCCUAAACACAAAAAUAAUACGAAAAAAACGAACCAUGACUAAAGUUCUACCACCUAUAAAAUAACUACCAAAACGAAGCUUCUGAUUUUGCAUUUUGUACUUAAUAAGUGUCCCCAAAAGGACAACUUGUCAAAAAA
This is a messenger RNA of Drosophila pseudoobscura, 1026 nucleotides long. Its product is annotated as jupiter microtubule associated homolog 2. The record is from RefSeq and is a predicted model, not a curated record. NCBI's taxonomy places the organism in Eukaryota, Metazoa, Arthropoda, Insecta, Diptera, Drosophilidae. Bases 169 to 525 code for a protein of 118 amino acids. The transcript has 2 exons.